Molecule: messenger RNA, 964 nt
Organism: Helianthus annuus (common sunflower)
Lineage: Eukaryota; Viridiplantae; Streptophyta; Magnoliopsida; Asterales; Asteraceae
Product: protein PLANT CADMIUM RESISTANCE 3
Exons: 3
Coding region: 60-794 (244 amino acids)
Source: RefSeq, a predicted model, not a curated record
ACAAAUACAUACUAUAUUCUCAAGGUUAGCCACCAUCAAACAAGCACCACAACAUCAUCAUGUAUCCACCUAUCUCAUCAGAAGGCUAUCCCUCAAAAUCACCACCACCAUCAGCUCCUCCACAAUCAUACGACCAACCGCCACCAUCACGCCCGCCACCGCUGCAGGUUCCUCAGUACGCCACGGGUAUUCCGGCUCACUUUGUGGCGCCUCAACCUGUCAAGGUAAAAUGGUCCAGCAGCCUUUGUGCCUGUUGUUCUGAUGUCCCUAACUGUUGUUUAACAUGUUGGUGCCCAUGCAUUACUUUUGGACAAAUUGCUGAGAUUGUUGACAAAGGGAAUACUUCUUGUGGAGUUCAUGGGACUCUCUAUGCUAUAAUCGAGGCUCUCACUUGUUGCGGAUGCUUGUAUUCAUGUGCGUAUCGGACUAAGAUGAGAAGCCAAUACGGAUUGAAAGAAUCUCCUUGCAACGAUUGCCUUGUCCAUUUUUGCUGUGAAAGUACAGCUUGUGGAGUUCAUGGGACUCUCUAUGCUAUAAUCGAGGCUCUCACUUGUUGCGGAUGCUUGUAUUCAUGUGCGUAUCGGACUAAGAUGAGAAGCCAAUACGGAUUGAAAGAAUCUCCUUGCAACGAUUGCCUUGUCCAUUUUUGCUGUGAAAGGUGUGCCUUGUGUCAAGAGUAUCGUGAGCUCAAACUUCGCGGAUUUGAUAUAUCCAUAGGAUGGCAUGGUAAUAUGGAGAGGCAAAAUUAUGGAGUACAAAUGCCACCAAUGGCUCCAACAGGAAUGAACCGUUAAACUAAACAGACCAAGCGUCACUGCUAUAUUUAUGGUUUUUGUUUCAUGAUAAAUUGAUUAACUUGAAUAUAUGUAUCGAAGAAUUGUAUGUAAUUAUAUUUUUACAUGGAAUUUCUUGUGUUUUGAAAGAUAGUGUAAUAUUUUUACAUGGAAUUUCUUGUGUUUUGAAA